Oncorhynchus masou masou (cherry salmon) is the source of this 2279-nucleotide messenger RNA. Its product is annotated as BPTI/Kunitz domain-containing protein. NCBI's taxonomy places the organism in Eukaryota, Metazoa, Chordata, Actinopteri, Salmoniformes, Salmonidae. The transcript has 6 exons. The record is from RefSeq and is a predicted model, not a curated record. Bases 64 to 726 code for a protein of 220 amino acids. Gene Ontology annotation, molecular function: serine-type endopeptidase inhibitor activity.
GCUGGAGACUACAACCGUCACUCAUUCUGCUGGAGACUGGAGAGAACACACACAGACAGCACCAUGAAACAACUGGUCAUAUUUGGGGCUUUAGUUUUUGCUCCAUUCUACAUGGUUCACAGCGAAGUACCAGAACACUGUUUACUACCACAGGACGUGGGUACAGCUCCAGCCUCAACAGCAGAGGACUUCCAGAUCAUGCUGUAUUAUGAUGCAGCUAAAGACCUGUGCUACCCCUUCAAGUACCUGGGGGAGGGCGGCAACGCGAACCGCUUCACCCUGGAGAGGCUCUGUAUGAGGAACUGUUCUGCCAAGGCAGAGGAGAUUUAUCCCGUGGACGAGUCUAAAGCCUGCCACUUCAAGAAGAAUCUGGGUGAAUGCUUUGGCACCUACCUGCGUUAUUUCUACGACCCCAUCCAUGAGAAGUGUAAGAAGUUUCACUGGACUGGCUGUGUGGGGAACGGGAACAGGUUCAUCGACCAUCAGGCCUGCAACACCACCUGUGCUGGGAUUCAUGAUGAAGGUAAUGAGGAUGAGGAGGAUGAGCCCGAUACUCCUAUUGCCCUGAUUCUGGGGGUGGUGUUGGGGAUCACGGGAGGAAUAAUUAUUGGAGUUGUUAUUUUCCUGGUGAUACAGAGCAAUAAGAAUCACAAACGUGCACCAAAGAAUGUGAAAGAAGCCAAGAUGGAGACACCACUGCAACAGGAGCCAAUUGAGAUGGCAUAGAGAAGAGAACACAGAAAUGACUGGAAACACCAUAGAAAUGAGAAUGACUAGAGCGCAUGAUCCCAUUCAAGUCCACUUUCCAUUUUAAGUGUACCCAUGCCAGUCAUUGUAUUUCUAGGGGAAACACCAGGCAGGGCCCUCACCUGAAUGGCCCCUCUCAGGUUGAUUUAAUAGAGGAAUGUAGAUCUACAACUAACAACCCUACAAUGUAAUGUCAUGUUCCCAUCAUGUGUUGUUAUCAGAUUAUUCACAAAUCCUUGUUCCUGGGUUGGAGGAGUGGACAAUGAGAGAGUCGUAUGGUAUCUGCCUUCUCCUUCACUAAUGCAGGCCAGGCUAUUUUCCUCAUGGUUAUGUUUAAAAUGACUCUCAAUUAUCUUACAACAUGUAUAAGGCUUUCUGCACUCACUCAUCUUUUACAAUAUGACAUCUGUGUUUAUUUCAGGUAUAUUUGGUAGCUGCUCACAUCACCUCCACGGGCCACUAUUGUUUAUUAAUUUGAUUACGGCAUUGUGUGCUUUUACUGAACUCCUCAGUGGGCCAACAGGGUUCUUCUGAUAUUCCCAUAGUUCUUCAUGUGGAAUGUGUGUUUUAUUUUACUUGCUUCGUUCUGUUUAUGUUUGGUCUGUAUCAACAUUCACAUUGGUUUUGUUCCAACUACUGUAUGUAACAUUAUUGUAAGGCAUGAUGUGAGAAUGAACCAAAACACUGUUUAAAAAUAUAUAUAUUAUGGGACAGGUUUUACGCACAGAAAUAGAAUGAAUAGAACUGUCAUCCCCAUUCAAGUAAAUUGUGCCAUUAUGGGACUGAGAUGAUGUCAUCCUCCUGGACUGGCAGCCAUUUUGAGUGUACCCAUAAGGAGCAAAGCAGGAAGUAAAAGCAGGAAGUUAAAAAAAGCAGGAAGUAAAUAAAAGCAGCGAGUCAAUAUGUGCUGUGAUGUUGUUGUUGUGAAAUUCCAUAUACAUUUUGAAGGAUACAUAUUCAAAUGUGUUACAAAAAUAAAUUAACACAGAUAAACACAAACAUGAAAGAUGUGCAUAACUUAAAGGGGAAUGGAGCUGUGUUCAAAUACCGAAUACUCAUACUAACUGCACUAACCAUACUAUUUGUGAUGUAAAUGUAGUAUGCUUAUUGUUCAUAGUAUGGAUACUCAUAGCUGUCAAAGAUUGUGUGACACCUUCAUAUGAUGGUAUUCCAGUGAAAUUUAACCAUUACAAAGGAUCAGAAGUCGAGAUGAUUUACUACAUUUUAACCCUCUUAUUAAAAAAACAGAAGAAGCUAAAUCAAUGGCUACAGAGGGACUUAUCUUUAAAAGGUAGAGUCCUAAUAACCAAGGCUGAAGGUAUCUCUAGACUAACAUAUGGCGCUCAAUCUUUAUAUCUUGAGAGUAAAAUUAGCAAGGAGAUAGACCAGAUGCUUUUCAACUUUCUGUGGAGAAACUGUACCCAUUACAUUGGGAAAACUGUUGUAAUGAACACUGUGGGCUGAAUUUUCUGGACUGUACUACUUUAAAAAAUACUUUUAAGAUCAAUUGGAUAAAACAAUGCCUAAGAAGA